Molecule: messenger RNA, 594 nt
Organism: Rhinichthys klamathensis goyatoka
Lineage: Eukaryota; Metazoa; Chordata; Actinopteri; Cypriniformes; Leuciscidae
Gene: ponzr5
Product: plac8 onzin related protein 5
Exons: 4
Coding region: 201-578 (125 amino acids)
Source: RefSeq, a predicted model, not a curated record
UUUUCUCAGGUGAAACUAUGCCAACAUGAUGAUGGAUCUUUAGGUGGAGGGUCACGGGUGUGACGCAUCAUAACCUGACCAGUGACUUUGAGGAAGCGCUUUAAUAGAGAUGCACACCCACUCGUAACAGUUGAUCUCCAUCAUUUGGUGAACGAACACGAGUCUGUCUUUCGUCUUCAGGAUUUGGCCAAAUAAACAGGAUGACUUCUCAACAGCCAAAGGCCUUCGUCAUGUCACACACUUCCAACCAGUGGAGCUCUGGAAUCUGUGACUGCUGUCAGGAUGUACCAGAGUGUUGUUUUUCAUUUUGGUGCUUCCCCUGUUUUGCGUGUUCGACGGCUCGCAAGCAUGGCGAGUGUCUGUGUCUGCCUUUGCUGGACGGAUUUGGAGGAGGAUGCAUUCCUCCAAUAACGCUGGCGAUGCGGGUGUCCGUGCGCACUCGCUAUGGGAUCCAGGACUCUAUCUGUAAUGACUGUGCGUACUCCACCUUCUGUGGUGUCUGCUCCUGGUGUCAGAUAUCCCGGGAAAUGAAUGUCCGUGAGCAAAAUGUCACAUUCAUCAACGGGCGAGCAAAAUGAAGGUCCUAACUUGCAA